Messenger RNA from Xyrichtys novacula (pearly razorfish), 18868 nucleotides. Lineage: Eukaryota; Metazoa; Chordata; Actinopteri; Labriformes; Labridae. The record is from the annotation of a GenBank genome assembly.
AUGGUAUGGAGGAAAUCUCGAGAUGGAGCGCGUAUCAUCAGCUUCAGUAAAAGCAGGUGAGUUAACCUAAUGAUGUUGUAUGCUUUUUUUCUGUGGGACGAUCUUUGUUCUGAUUGAUCACUGACAAACCUGCACGAUUAUUUCACCCAUAGCGACUUCUCAACGAUAAAUCACGCUGCACCAUAUGUUAGAUCGCUAUUUUCCCCAAAAUUUCCACGUAUUUCACACCGUCCUAGACCUAGAUUAAACAAGCUGCUCAGUGCACAUACACUACAGCAGUUUGUCGAUGCUAUCUGGGCGAUGGCUUGCUUUUCACUGUAGGUCUGCAUGCAUUCAUUUAUAGAGCAGCGAUCAUUAUGUUGAGUGCUACCUGCAUGUUCUCUAUAAGGUAUUCUUCCUGCAUCAAACCCUGCUCCUGUUUAUUGCUCGGCAAAAUUAGGGGGGAUUUGGGGAAUCCGGUAAAACGGUUUUGAUAUGCACAACAGUCGAAUUACAAGGGCAUCGGGAGCCCAGCUCUGUUGUCUGACAUGCCAGGCUCCUUCUCAAAAUGCUUUCAUGUAAAGGGCCCCCAGGCUACUAGAAAAUAAUCGAUAUGAUGUUGUCCCAGAGAUUUUUAUUAGUGCUGAAUUAGUGUUGAGUUGUGUGCCUGUCAAUGAUGGAGGUGUAGAGAUUGUAAUGGUGGGAGAGGAACAUGAUUAUAGCAAUCAUUCUAAUAGGGCUGCAAUUAGGAUCAAGUCAGUCAAAUGGGAAUUAAAGUAUUCGAUUCCUAGGAAAUGCACAUUUUUGCAACCCACACUCAGAUGCCCAAACACCUGGCAGCAGCAAAAUAGUCUGUUCUUGUAGAUGUAAUAGUUGAAGUAUUUUUGUGUUUUUGAACUCUGUAACUGGUGUUAUAUGUGUGUUAAAAAAGCAAGUAAUAUUUAUUUCCUAUAUGUCCUAUAUUUAUUUGCUUGUUGCAGGCUGAAUUGCCCCAAAACUUGAAGUGAAUCAAACUUGCCUUACAUUUAUUGCAUGGCCCAUUUGUUGUAAGCUAUAAAGGUUUUAUCCACAUCUGUCCCUUUGCAGAGCAGUAGCCGAACAAAAAAAAAAAAGAUGCAGUAAAGCCUGGUGUCAAACACUGGUAAUCUGCAGUUAAAUCUGUGUAACAAAAAGAGAGUACUAUAUAUCAUGCAUUACCUUAAAACGUAGCAUUACUACAGUGAUUCAAAUUAGGGAUUCGAUUUUGUGUCAAAAAUGAAAAGAAUGCAAAUCCAUUCAAACUAAUUCGAUGAACCCAUGUGUAAUUUAAAAGGAAAUGCCGCUCAUUUUAAGAAUUCAUAUCAUCCCUUUGAUCUACAGCAGCCUCGGCAGUGUCUAAUGUUUUUUCUUGCAGGGCUGCUUUAAAGGCUUGAGACAGCUAACCUAGUCUGAUUGCUAAUACUACGGCCCUUUAUGGCUAAUUUGAUAAUUGAUAAUGAUUUCACUGUAGGUUUUGUAUGAAUAGAUUUCUACCUCUGGAUGAUUUAUUAUCAGUGUCAGUGCCGAACCAGAAGAUGUGCCCCAAUCUACACUGUUAAAAGAAGAAGAAAAAAACGAUUCUUUAUCUUUUCCAUUUUAAUGUCUUGGGAGCCGUUCAUCAUUGUCACGUAACAGAUAUGAGAUGGUGCAAGUCCUGUCCUCUUCUGGCUGUGGGGAGCUUUUAGAAGUGUUAAUUAAUGCAGACAAAGCUGGCCCAGGGCAGAGAUGUACAAUAUGUCUCAAAUGAACUUGUGUGAUAUGACUCUGAUUUGUCCUUUUUCACAUAAAAAAAAGCCAAACUGUGAUGAUGUUCAAAUAAGCUAAUGUGCUAAUGCACACCUGUGAAAGGGGACAGGAACUGCCUUUAGAUUUGGUGUUUAUUCCUCCACCAGUGUAAACAGUCUACUGCAGGGAAUAAGUAAAGCCAAUGCAUCACAUCUAUGGCUAAUUAGCUUCGUAUAUGAGGGGGGAAGAAAUUGUCCCUCGACUUAAUAGCUACUGUAGCUUCAUCAGGCUGAUAGAAAGCUAUUUAGCUGCAGUCUUUCACAAUGCUGGAGGCGGUACUCGUCAAUAAGUUUGAUUAGGUUAACAAGCUUGUUUUUGCUUUGUUCAUUGACAAGCCGGUGAAGAUCCUGAUGUCGAGUUUAAUAUUCUAACCGCUACCCUAGCCUAUAAGGAUGAAGGGGGAGUGCAUUUUGGAUUACAAAGUAGUUAAUUGGAGGCAGCACAACACAGUUAGCUCUUUGUAGUUCACCACGGGUGAGCACAUAGUUGUUUACUUAUUUUACAUACAGUGUGCACAUUGGGGGUGGUUGGCUAUCAAACUGUUUCCCAGAACAUACUCACAUGUGAACUUAGUUACCACUUGUCAUUAUAGACAACCUUUUUAUUUAAGGAAAGUGAUUGUGUGUGCUGGAAGCAAAAGUUUGAGUCUUUGCAACAUGAUCACAAGAAUGAUUUAAACACCCAAGGUCAACGAGGAUCAGAAAAUAUGAAUUUGAUAGUGUUUUAAUAUUUUACGCAGAAGUUAGAUAAAAAGACCUUCCCUUUAUUAGAGGGACAAAUGUUAAGUUCUGUUGAAAGAAGUAAGAAAUGUCUUUCAACAGUUGAGACUACGACAAAUCUUGUUCCUAAAGCGAAAUGAAGAUUCCUUUUUGUCUGAUAUUGAAUUCUCCAGCUGCGGAGAAGCCAUCCUCGAGUCUUUCAAUUAACCUGCAAUUACUGGGCUUCCUAAGGAGGGGGGUUUGUGCCUGUGUGGUCCCAUCAGACAUGUUUGUUCAAAGACACUUCCAUUUUGCAUCUUCAUCUCAGUAGCUGGCAGUGCUGCUGAGAUGAAAGACACAAUAAAGAAGAAAACAUUCCCUGUUCACGAUGUGAGAUAUUUGGUGUUUUUCGCAAUAUAAUGAACACUGACACACCACAAUCACAUCACAUAUUUCUCUCUCAGUGUGGUCCUUCUAAUCUCUUGUCGAUGCAUAUUAAAGAUGUGUCAGUCUGCACUCUCUCCACUUUGUUGCUUUUAUAUAAGAAAAGAGGUGCUUAACACCUUUUAUCUUGAGAUGCUUUCGCAGCAUCACUCCAACAUCACGGCAGAUGGAUUUUUCCAAUUUCGUCCAUCGCCUCCUCCACAGAUGCAUGGAGAUCAGUAUUCAGUGAUUUAUACAUUUCAAAGCAUAGAUUUGCUCUUUUAAGAAAGCAAUUUGUCCCAAAAGGUUAUUUCAUUACAGGAUGAGGAGUACUGAUUUCAACGUGUUUUAAAAAAGCUAAAAGACACAGAAAGAAGAUAAUACUGAAGAUGAUACAGUGCAGCAUGAUACAGAAGAGAUUUGAUGCAAUCAUAUUCAAUACAAUGAGAUUAGAAAAGAUUCAGAUCAGGUCAGUAAAGCCAUCAAGAGUUGUUAAGUUACUCAUGUUUGCUGAAGUUAAUGGUAUCUGUCGUCUUCUUUCUGCUUGUUUCAGAUUUAUGUGCUCUGGGAUGAAAAGUGGCAGUUCGGGCGGUCCAUACCUGGCUGAGGUGAACUUGGAUUUGGGAAGCGUUGGAGCCAAAGGCCCAGUGAGUGAUGCCUGUUUAACGGGGUCAGUGCAGACGGACUAAGUGGACACUACAGUGUGCUUUUGAGCUGUGAAGGGCACUGUCUGGCCCAGACCAUGUGGCUGGCUACAUUUAGAGACCAUCUGUUGCCUGCACACCUGCUCCAUCAGCAAGGGACUGUUACCAUCACCCACUGUGCUCUCCUCUGGUGGAUACUAUGUUCUUGCUGGUCACUCACAAAGGCAACAAGCCAAAAGUUCUACCCAACCGUGACAACCCAGUUUGGGAAACUGCGAGGCCUCAGGGUUCCUGUGCCAAGUGAGGUGCUCAGGCCUGUUGAUCAAUAUCUGGGGGUCCCCUAUGCUGCUCCACCUGUGGGUGAAAAGCGCUUCAUGCCUCCCGAGCAGCCGUCCUCCUGGUCAGGUAUCAGGAACGCAACCCAUUUUAUGCCUGUGUGCCCUCAGAACAUCCACAACACCGUGCCAGAGAUUAUGAUGCCCAUAUGGUUCACCUAUAACCUGGACACAGUGGCCACAUACAUUCAGGACCAGAGCGAAGACUGUUUGUAUCUCAACAUCUACGCUCCAACAGAUGAGGGUGAGUUGGUAAAAAGAAAGCGGUGAUUCUCCAAGUCCAUUAGUCACUGUUAUCCUGGCCCUUGUGUUAUCAUCAUAAAGCAUGUAUGUAAUUGAUCAUCAUUCAUGUCAUUGCUGCAAAAGCUGAUUUACCAUCCAAGCUAUGUCAUCCCUGUUCCACCUGUUGUAAUACCCUUUCAAGAGUAAUAGUAAUCAUGUGCUCCAUUACUGUGCAUUUACAAGAAUCUGAUGAUAUGAUGUUGUAAAAUACACAACAGGGACAAACCAAACAAACAAAAUAAGAUAUAACAGGACAUGAUACGAUACAAUACAAUUUCAUACAGUAUGAUGUGGUAUGAUACACUUUACAAUAUUAAGGUUACAGUCCGCAAUCUUUUUUUCUAAUUUCAACGUAAACCACAGCAUGAAACACACAACUAUAUUCAUGUAAACUGGUGGAUAAUCUUGAUAUUUCAUUUACAGAGAACAGUGAGAUCUACAUAACCAUCUCAGAACCUGCAAUAUCCAGCAUCCCAAACCUACUCUAAUACAGUCUGAGCAAAAGAAUUUACACGCCUUAUAGAAUAGUCGAAUAGAAAAAGAAACUGUAGAUUUAUAAUGAAAUAUAUAUAGCGUUCUUCGAAAAUAAUCCCGUCUUUUAGAUAUACAACUUUGAUAAAUAUGUGUAUGGAUAUCAACUCGCAGAAAUAGACUCAUUCUUUAUCAGUUAUGGCAACCCUAAGUGCUGCUUGGAUGCCAUUGGCUGUGUAUUGAUACACAGGGAGGCAUAACUCAACAUUUAUGUGGGGGAAGGGUUUUUUUCUCAUAAUAUCAUCCUAUAAAAUAUUGCUGAGGUAAGGUGUUGUUCAAAAAUUGGUCCACCUAAACUAAGUUUCAGUUUAAAAAUGAUGAGCCAAGCAUAUUUGGCUGUCAUCACUGAGCUUCAAAGGUAAUCAUGAAAGAUUACAAAGGAGAAGCUUGCACCCCCAGAUGCCAUGUUUGGGGAAGAAAUUACAAAUUCCUUAUAUUCUACUGGAUCUCUGCGUAGUGCAGACACUAAGUCUGUUGGGGGCCAAUUAGUGAGAUACAAGAGUCAACUCCCAUCUUUCGCUUACUGAAUCCCUCCUAUUUUUGUAUAACAGAACUGCAGAAGAACCAACAAGGGAGCAUUUGGUUUGUGAGCUGUGAAUCUGUAGAUUACCAGAGCAAGGUUAUCCCAUAGCACUGCUAUAUCUCCUCUAAAUGUCUUGUUGACAAACUUGGAUUCAGGUUCGCUCAAUGCUCCAAUUAAACAUGUUUUUUUCUGUCUCCACCUUCACCGGCACUCAGCAUAAUAAAAAACAUUCAGCAUUCAGAGUUGAACCGUGUUCAGCUUUUGUAUGUAACACGGCACUCUUUGACUGACUUUUCUAUGGUCGCGUAGCAACAACACAUAAACAGCCUGCUGGAGAGGGAGCUGUCCAAAAUGGUGCAGCAGCCCACGCUUUAUAAAGCUCCUGGUCUGAGUGCUGCCUCCUCACCCCACACAUAAGCCGGUUAAUUAAAUUGUACAUUUGCAUUCACAGGAAGCAACAUAACAAAUUGGUUUUAUACAUUUUUAAUUCUUAAGAGUUGCACAAUGUUUCCAAUUUGCUGUAUCUUGAUUGUAUUUUUACCGAUGUGAAAUCUUUGUUGUUUUCAAUUUUGCAACAGUAUUAAUUAGAGAGUGCAUUUCUGAAAUUAUUUAAUAUUCAUUUGUGUUCCCUGAUGCCCCAAUCAAGUGAUAGUUCAUUAAUAAUUCAUCAAUAAACCAUACACUGUACCUCAUAUAUCCUCGGGAUAACUAUGCUGCAGUGGAGGAAUCAACAUGAGAGUUUGUGUUCAAAUAUAAUUGCACAGAAAGAUAAAAUGAACCAAGAAAGAUGUAUUCCUACUGUCAAACAGAGGCAGCUGGGUCAAUAUAAUGAUGCAGAUAAUAAAGCAUUCAAAGGUAACUGUGUGUUUGUUUGCACAGACACACAAUGUCCCAUUUCCUACAAACUUCUAACACAGAACAGGACUUUGUUCACUUGAUAAAAACAGAUUCUGACACUUAUUAAUUUGCAACGCUACCUCAUAAUGUAAUAGUGUCAUGCAUCUCUCCAGAUUGAACAUACUGUAGUGUCAUCUGCAUUUUGUCAGAAAGCAAUUACAAAGAGAGAAAGUGCAACGUGCUGUAUGUAAAUGGGCUAAUCUUCUUUUUGCCUCUAAUUUAUGGAUCCUUUUCCCUGAUUCUGUCAGCUUGAUUGGACCGUACAUAUUAGGGAGGCACAUUGAACCAUGCUAUUUUGAAUUCCCUUCUUCUUUUUUUCUUCAUGUGAAUCCCAGGGAGCCAACACAAGAAAAAGGGGGCGGCUUUCUCACAUGCUGAGGUUCAUAUAUCUGAAGGUAUUAUUCGUAAGAGCUCACAGUCUUGAUGCAUGGAUUCUUUUUGCUUGAUUUUCUUUUUUCUCAUUUUUUAUGAAUGAAGAUCUUUUGCUUUUUACUUUAUUGAGGAACUGCAGGGGUCCUUUCAUUUUAAGAGUAAGAAUAAAGUUGUUAUCUGAUUUAUGAUUACAUAAGUUUGCUGCUCCUGCAUCUCAUGUCUUAAGCACAGCUGCAAUCCUCCCAGUAAGUGUUUCACAUUUGCUGCUGUUCACAUCGAUCCAGGAAUGCAUUAUCUAUUUAUCCAUCUCACGGUGCCUUUUAAAGACAGUUAGUGAUCAAUAAAACAAAUUUGGCUUCAAAAAUAUACCAUAGAUUUUUUAUUUUAAUGAAAAUACAACUUCUGCCUCUGAGAUAAAAGGAGCUGAGUUCAAUGAUGUACUUCAAAGAUUAGGUCUACACAUGUAAAACAUAGUUUCUAAGUUUGUGCCUGUAUACUUUAUUAACUGCAAAUUUCCAUCAUUAGUGAUUUUUCUAUUCAACGGAGACCUAACCUCGAGUCAAAUCAAUAAUUUGUCUUGCUUUGUUGAUCUGUUAUGUAGAGCAUUUCUGAGCAAAAGAAUGCUAGGUUGAGCAUGCAGUGUAAAAAUUGUUAAUUACUCCUGCUCCUGUUACUCAUACACACCUUGUCGGAGUCUAUUUACCAUGCAUUUUCUGAAUGUCAUUACAGCUUCCAAACUGCAGGCUUACCACUGCUUCUAAGCACCUUUUUUAAGCAGCCGUUCCCCCAUACCUCAUACUGAUCUCUCUCUCUGACUCAUGCUGUUUAUAUCAAGUUUUAUUAACAGUGCUCCAUUAACUCUCUGUUUCAUUACUGUAGCCUCUGCAGUUGUUUGCUCAGCAUCUGUGCGUGUGCGUGUGCGUGUGUGUGUGUGUGUGUGUGUGUGUGUGUGUGUGUUAAUGUUUCAGAUAUAAGGGACUCUGAAGCUCGACCUGUAAUGGUCUACAUCCACGGAGGCUCAUACAUGGAGGGCACAGGGAACAUGAUGGACGGCAGCGUGUUGGCCAGUUAUGGGAAUGUUGUUGUCGUCACGCUCAACUACAGAAUCGGAAUAUUAGGUGAAGACAACUUCUCUGUGUGGUAACAUUUUCAUGGUAUUCUUGAGAGAGUAUUCAGAUCCUUAUAGAUUGAAAUUAAAGUAAUUUUUACUUGUGUUGUUCUUAUAAACUGAAAGGAAGGGGUUGGAGCCCAUCUGGGUUACUUAGGGUCAAUACUAACACUGAUGCAGGAGGUAAAAACAUAGACUGUAUAUAGAAUGGACGCCGUCUGCCUCCUCGCUGGGUGAAGCCACUCCGAGAACAGCACCCUCUGGUGACAGGCUGCAGUAUAGGUCAUAAAUCCCGCCUCCGCCAGCAAAGCUUAUAGAGUUGUGGACAAACUUUAGAAAAUUAUUACACAAAAUAUAAAUUUUUCUCCCCUCUGCUUGCGAUGUUGACAUGUAGUUAUUGUGAGACUAGUUUGUGUUCAAGUCCUCUUUUUUCUGUACAGCUCCAUUUUUAAAAGUUAUUAGGGGGUUCAUGUUUUCUAUGAUUGACACUUGAUACAGCCUAUGGACGUACGAAGAUCGCAUAGCUCACCCAGGGGAUACGCUGUUUGAGCCGAGCGUCAUCACAGGGACUCUCGGCGACUCUCCUGCCAAAUGCGUACAAUGCUACUGCGCAAUGUUGGUUUCAGGAAGUGGAGAAAAAACACAGAAUUACUGAGCGCUUUUUGGCUUCAAAUCUGUAUACUGGCGGAGGGCGAAACCAAGUUGUCCAUAGUAUAUACAGUCUGUUGGUAAAAAUACAUUGCUUUGUCAUAUUAACCCCUUUCACAUAUAGUAUACAUUCUUAAGGUGUUAAUAUUGGCACAAGUGAUUUAAACGUACGGUGAGUAAAAUAUCUAGCAAUUUCUAGCGAUCCGGUUUAAGAUUGAAACACUGCCUUAUUCACCCCUCCUGUCAUUGAAGCAGCAGUGACCUCUAACGACAAGAAGCUCCUGUGAUGCAUGAUUAGAAUCAUCCUCCAUUUGUCAAAUUUUUAUCAUCAGAAACGUCUAUCAAUACAAAAUAUUAUGAGCACAAACAUUACUUUCUUCUUUUUCUUCCUCGCCUCCCAACUAAUGCAUUUCUAAAUACAAAAACACAUUCGUGACAAGUUUGACAAUUCUGGCAGUGCAAGAUGACAGCCACCAUAGAGGGGGACCUGCUACUUAUGUAGAUAUCGACAUAGAAGUCUAUAGUUUAGUUUACACAAACAAAAUGAUUCUGUAUUCAGGUGAUAACUCACAAGUUCAAACACUCUUGUAAAUGUUUUAUUACAUUUCUACCUAGUGUGUCAACCAAAUGCAGCUAGAUACUAAACACUGUACCUUCAAGAUUAUAGUCUUGGUCUCUGGACAAAAACUCUAGUUUAUUUUAGACAAAUUUUCUGCCCUUUAUAAUUUUAGGCCAGUGUUGGCCAACGGCAUCUCCAAACAUUUUAACUCCGUUGAUAGAAAGUUAAAACUUUUAGCCAGAAUAUUUCUCCAAAUGGUUUCAUAUUGCCUUUAGAAAUAUACAGCUCAUUACCAGGGUUUAAACCUAUAAACACUUGAGUGUGAUCUUAAUGAAAAGGGCUGUAUUGCACUUUUGCAAUGGUCCCUAACUGUGCCUUUGGUGACAGGUGGGUUGUCACCACAGACAUUAAUUUCAUAACACUGUUAACUGCAUUGUCAUCAUGAAGUUAAUGAUUUGAGUUGAUCAAAACUGUAAAACAACUCAAUAAAAUGCUCUCUAGCAUAUCCCCAAACUCGGCUAAACUGAGGCUUUGACACAAAACUAUUAGAAUUUACAGUGAAGAAAAAAACAAAACAAAACAAGACAAAACAAAACAAAACAAAAAAAAGUAAGAAUAUCAAACUGAUGCCACUCAAGUAACUGUCUUGGGCUUUGUCACUGACAUGCAUUAAGUCAAAAUCAUCAAUGACAAUAGAAAAGAUGCUUGAACAAAGAGAAAACUUGUACCCCAGGUAAAAAAAGAAAAUAAACACUGUGCCCCUAAUGCAAUUUGACAGUUACAGGAAUACAUUACUCAUACUUAUGUGACAAAUUUGAUGCACUGUGGGGAACAUUUCAUGGAUUUUGAAUGUACAGCUACGCACCAAUUACACUUUAAUCUCUUGUUUCAUUGAUGGAAACAAAAACAAAUCUUCAUUUGAGGUUUGUCAGUGCUGCAUUUACAGCUUGUCAGUGGUCGGAAAGAAAAAGGUUGCUGUGAAGAGUUUUAUGAAACGGAAGUUAGUAUUAAAGCAUUUUAAUCAUAUGACAGAAGCAAACAAGUCCACCAGUGACAAGACUGAUUAGAUCAGUGUUGAAAUGAUCAAUAUCUGAAACCAGUGCUAAGGAGUAAGCGUUAGUCAGGUAGCUGAAGAAAAGUCCUUUUUUACAUUUCCAUGUUUAAUGUUCUCGAUGAAUUAUAUAUUUGAUUUUCAAAAGUCAGCGGGAUGCAAACAAGUCGGGUGAAAUAAGCAAAGACUGUUUUGUUCAGGGCACACAAACUGAGAGGUCCUCAUAGAAGCUUUAACUAAAUCAAUGCUGCAAAAUUUCAAUAAUUUUCAGAAGUUUUGCCACAAAAAUUGUUUGUUCACACUAGCUUGUCAGACAAGAGGAGAGAGAAGCAGUUUCGUAAACAGGACAUCAGUGUUUACAACAUCACAGUGGAUGAAGCAACAAAACCCACACUAUGAUAACAUUUUUUUCAAUAGAUAUGCAAAAUUCUGUAACAAUAACUUCUUGAAAAUAAUUCUCUGUCUUCAGGCUUGGUUUUUUUUAUUCAUCUUAUUACUUGAUGCUUUUUCAAAAUCGGCACUGCUCAUUUGAAGGGAAUUAAGUUCGGCUUUGACAGGACAAGACUUACAGCGACUUACUCUGAUGCAGUGAUCAUAAAGUGGUGGGGCCUGGUGUGCUAUUUUGCAGUGGGUCCCAAAAUCCCUAUUGACACGACUGCACACGAUAUAAACAUCAUUCCCCUGCCUGCUCUCUCACUCAGUUGCAGUAAAUUUGUUCCAGAUACUCAAAGCUGUGUCAUCAAAUCAGCUGAACUCAACUUCUGACUAAAAUUUAACAGGAGCUCACAGAAAAAAGUUUGAGAGAAUUUUUUGGCUGUUUGUGUUAACACAUGCAGCCCAUCCAAAAAAAUCUUGGGAAAUUUUCUGAAAUUUUGUGAAUGUGUGAAUACAGCUUUAAUGAAUAUCAUAACCAAAACAGUAGAUAAAUGAGCAUAUUUUGAAUAACUAUGCAAAUUUUUAGACUUUAUCUAUCACUGCAUCAUAAUAUCAUACCUAAAACAUUGUUCAAACCGCAAGUUCGCAUACUGUGAAACCUGGAAACAAGCCUUAAUACCAGUAAAUCAGAUAGUCCCACACUGACAGUGGGAUUAUCUGCCAAAUGAUGUAGCUGUCUGGCUUCGAAGGAGACAUAUGAAACAUGUAAUACAGCAUAUGAAUAAAUAAGCAGCUGAGAUCCUGGUAUGGUGAAACUUGAUUUACAUGGAAAUGUUGACCUCAGAGGAAAAGCAAUGCAAAUACAUGCCCUGUCCUUGUUGCAAACAAGCAGUUGUUAGACUCCUUCUGAAAACACUAUUUAUCUUCUGUCAGAUGGAUUUAUCUAAUCUGUACAAGAUAAUCAGCUCCUGCUGUUCUUGAAGAAAAAUGAGUUGAAUACUGUAUGGAGGGAUGCAGUAUUCACAAGCACUUACAAGGUCAAGAGUUUUUUUUUUAUUUCACGGUGUUUAACAUUCAAAAGAGUGCAGUGUUUAGAUGAGACAAGGCAGGGGAAUAAGUAAUGGGACCAAUUGUAAGAGAACCUGUGACCUCUGAGUGGUUCUCUGAAAUUUGAAAAAAAAGAAAAGGGACAAGCGAAGAUUUAUUUUUUAAUGCAUACUGAAUCUUAUAAAGUCACAUGGAAGGAGAGCAUGAUUUGAAGAGCAAAGCCCGUAUCACCUCCUGAGGGGCCUGGCUGCAUGGAGACUAUUACAAGGAGUUGACUAAAGUAGUGGAGACACUGUGGGAGAGAGCAGAGGCUUAUUUGCACCUGAGGGAAAACGGUGUCAGUUCAUUCUGAUGCCCUGCUGGGCUACAACUUUAGAUCAAAGCUGUGACAGAUACUGCGGAUCUCCUCUUCAGCACUGUUGUCUCUUCAUAUACCUUAGGCUUCCUCAGUACCGGGGACCAGGCAGCAAAGGGAAACUAUGGGCUCCUGGAUCAGAUCCAAGCGCUCCGUUGGAUCAGUAAGAACAUCGGUUACUUUGGAGGAGACCCAGGUCGCAUCACAGUCUUUGGAUCGGGAAUCGGUGCCUCCUGUGUCAGUCUGCUUACUCUGUCCCACCACUCUGAGGGUAAGAAUCUACCAGUCACAACCUUUAUUAUAUUAAUUGAGAUCUGUUUGAGUUAAGUUGAAGGCCCCUUUCGUUCCAUGAGAAGUGUCAGAAUCCAUAAAAACUUAAUAUGUAAGAUUUCAUUUUCUCACAAUUACAUUAAUUUCCUAUCUUCAAGAUGACACUUUUUAAACAAUAAUUUUUAAUCAUUUUGAAGUUUUCUUCUUAGUGUCAAGCACGGCAUUAAAUGUUCUGUCAGAGAGAUGAAGUGUUAUGAUAUGAGAGUAGGAUAAAGGGGUAUUUGUUAAGUAAGUGAUUGCUUUUGUUCCCCUCUACUCAGUCUAAUCAGCCUAAAAGCUUUUCCUCUUCAAUGUGGAGCUCUUAAAGAAGCCUACAGGCAUUAUAAAGUUUGCACCAUGUCAUCACACUCACCUGCAUCUCUCAGUUUUUUAAACCUCCAAAUGAUUCACAUUUCUGUCUCCUUGCUUCAGAUUUUUGUCUUACUCUUUUAUUCACCUGGAGGCAAUAAAGAAAACUUUUACAAAUUGUACCAUCGACAUUUUGAGUUGAGUUAUCUGUUAUUGGAAUCAAAAUAUAAUUUAGUACCAAGACUAAAUGAUUUUAUUUUUAAGGAUGUCCUCUAAUGUUAUUUUUAUCACUAUAUUGUAUUUCAAGGUGUCUUAAACUUCAUAUCUCUGUGUAAAUAUCAAAGUUAAUAAUAUCUAUAAAUGACCUUUGUACAUUUAAUUGCUAGAUUGGAUUUGUGUUGCUACAUAAACAUUUUAGAUACUAACAAUAGCAUCAUUAAUGAGCUUCCUGUGUACCUUUGAUGGAAUUCCACCAGGAAAUAAACCCAGUACAGAUAUCUAGAACCUGGCUUUGGCAAACUAUAAUCUGUAGAUAUCCACAACACCUUCAUAGAUGUCUGCAACUGAGUUGUUUCUAAUUAUAACUGUAGUUGUAGAUAUCUACCGACUGCUUUUAAUAAGUCUCGUGGGUAUGCCUAAUAGAUUUUUACCACAGUCACCACAGCAGUAAUGAUAAGUAACACCCGAGGAAGAAUGGUGUGGAUAUCUGAAAUUGAAGGCCCAAUACACAUGAGUGGCAAAAGGGACUCAUUUUUUUCCAGAUGCCUUAAUGAUAAUCAUUACUAAGGAUGUUACUGUGGAUACCUAAAAUACAGAUUUUAAAUCACAUAUUGUAUAUCCUCUAUUAAAUAUCCAGUCUAGCUAUUAGAACUAAAACAGCUUGCUAUUGUUAAAAAUGGAAAGAACAGUACUUCAGUAUAUUUUCUUUCCCAGCAGCGACUGCAAUCGUUCCUAUAUCCAUGUUUGUUGAUCGGAGUUUGUUUAAGGAUAAUGACGGAUCAGGAAAAACAGUGAAAAGCUUAAGGUGUAAACACUGACAAUAUGAUAUGUUGGCAUUUCUUCUUCAAAAUAGUCGAAAUCUGGUUCAUCUCUCACUGCAAAUAAAUGAAAUUAUCAGAAUUAGUAUCAUAAAUUUUGAUCAAGUUUUAUUCACUUCACUGGAAACUGGUUUCUAAUGUCCACUGAUAAGGAAAAAAAAGGAAAUUACCAGUUUUUCAGUUAAGCCAAUAUCGUAUCUUUUGGUCAGCACUUUCCCUAAGCUUCUUGCUACGGUCCAGGGUGCAUAUUUCACGACAGGUGACCCCCCAUGGGAUUAAACCUCUUAUCUGUGCUGUAUUAUUGCCUCCGUUGUCCCAUUGAAGCUGGACAGAAUCACAAGAAGGGCAGAAAUUGUGUUUUUUCAUCAAUGCUGGGGAGGCUGCGGCAACUCGUCUUUGUGAGGUUCCUAUUUGAUGCCCGAGCUCGGCUGCAGCAAAUUCACAAAGACCUCCGGCUGUCUUUGAAGUAGACUAGCUAGCUGCUGCUGCACCCUCUCCAAAAAAAAAAUGAAAUAAAUGACAGCAAAGGAGGUUGAAAGUGACACAGCUCCUGCACCCUUUUUCCAAUGACUGCUAUGCUGUAACCUCAGCACAGUGUUUGUGAGUUGAUACAUAUCACUUGUCAGUUUAGGUGGUAGAUACAAAAUCCCCUGAGACAGAGGUGACUCACUGCAUAUAAACAAUUCAACGGAGUGAUGUUUACUGUAUCAACAUUGAAGGAUCAGGGUUACUGCAUAUUCAGCUCCCUGCACAGACCCUCUACCGCACACUUGGCAUCAGCAGCCUAUACGUAAACCUAGCAGCUUGUUAGACACACAGCAUUAACGAUCCCACAAUUACAGCGCGCCUGUGAAUAACUGGAGUACAGAAGAGUAGACUCCUUCACACUGAAACAAUGCUAUGUAAUUAUUGAUCUGACUUCUGUACUGUGCAACCUGCUCGACAUUACUUAAAAUUAAAAAACGAAUCAAAUAAGAAAAGCUGUUUUUUUUUCUUUUACAUAAAAAUAACAAGAGAAUGAGCAACCAUCCCAAAAACAGUUUAUUUUGUCCACCACCUAAUAAACUCAGCAUCUGCUCAACAGUAAUGCUUAACGAUCUGACCUUGCAGUUUUACUCCAUCUACUAUUUAAACUACACUUUUUAGCAACUACAGACCUGUGACCUUAUUCUGAUUAAUUAUUAGUCCAAAGGUGAUUAGGCAAAUGACGUAAAUGUUUGUACUGACAAAAUACAUAUAUAAUUAUCUGACUGGAUUUCUGAAACCAGUACUGGGACAAAUUUAGAAGGCCAGUUUACUGAUAUGGGUGAUAUAGUCAAUGUCUGAGGUGCUGCCAUUAUGCCUCUCCAAAUUGGCUCAAGAGCUUGCUAUCUCAAAAAGAUAUAAUUCACUACUCUUUCAUAUUGUAAUCCUUCAUAAUCCAAGCCUUGCAGACCAGCUGUCAGGUCAACUUCAAUGCUGAGAGUAUUUUUAACUAUGAAGAAGAGAAAGUGCAAUAUGUCAUUGUUUUGAAAGCACCUCAUAUGUUGUUUUCUGAUGUAAUGUUCUGAAAAAAAAAAAAGGUAUUUAUAUAGACACAAAAAUAUAUGUCCAUACCAAUGUACCUCAAAUAGACCUGACAAUAUCAGCCUCUACCAACCAGAACUUGAAAUACUAAUCACUGUUUUCUGGACUUUUUUUGUGUCCUGUGUCUUUCUGUUCUGAAUCUUGUGUUUCAAGGUUUGUUCCACAGAGCCAUCAUCCAAAGUGGGUCGGCUCUGUCCAGCUGGGCUGUCAACUACCAGCCGGUGAAGUACACCCGCAUGCUGGCUGAGAGGGUGGGCUGCAACGUGCUGGACACAGUGGACAUGGUCUCCUGCCUACAGAAGAAAAGUGCGAAAGAGCUGGUGGAGCAAGACAUCCAAGCUGCCCGAUACCGAGUGGCUUUCGGUCCUGUCAUCGAUGGAGACGUCAUCCCUGAUGACCCGGAGAUCCUGAUGGAGCAGGGAGAGUUCCUGAACUAUGACAUUAUGCUGGGUGUCAAUCAGGGAGAGGGGCUGCGCUUUGUGGAGAACGUGAUGGACCUCGAGGACGGCGUGUCUGGCAGUGACUUUGACUUUGCUGUGUCAGACUUUGUGGACAGUUUGUAUGGCUAUCCAGAAGGAAAAGACACACUGAGAGAGACUAUUAAAUUCAUGUACACAGACUGGGCGGACAAAGACAACCCAGAGACUAGAAGGAAGACCUUGGUGGCUCUCUUCACUGACCACCAAUGGGUAGAGCCCUCAGUGGUGACAGCCGACCUCCACGCCCGUUACGGGUCACCCACAUACUUCUACGCCUUCUACCACCACUGCCAGAGCCUGAUGAAGCCGGUAUGGUCGGACUCCGCACAUGGAGAUGAGGUUCCUUAUGUUUUUGGGAUCCCCAUGGUGGGUCCCACUGACCUGUUCCCCUGUAACUUCUCCAGGAAUGACAUUAUGCUCAGCGCUGUGGUUAUGACUUACUGGACCAACUUCGCCAAGAGCGGGUGAGUAACCACAAACUCAAGAGAAAUCCAUAACUGAUAUUUCAAGUUGCAUAUUGCAGUACCCUAAUUUUUCACUCAUUUCUGCUUUAAACAGUGCACACUUACUCUUACUUAUUCAAUCAUUUAUCAGUUGGCCAAUGUUUGCAUUAAAUCCCAACAUAAAUAAAAGAUUGUACUCUUUGCCUAAUAUGAAUAAAAAGACAAAAACAAUCCACCAUAGGUAUGCACUUGGCAACAGGGGCAGGGAAAUAGAUUAACAGAAAGGGCCCUCAAGCCAAACCAAACUCGUUGGUAAACAGCCAUCUACUGCAACCAGAUAAGCCAGGAAGGUUGGCCAAAGAGAGAGAGGGCAAGAAGGGCCAAGACAGAAAAAACAGACCUUAAAAAGUUAGACUGAUGUAAACUGUAGAAGACAGCUUUAUUUUAUUCUCAACUCAGCUGCAUAUCCACAUAAAGUGAUGAAACUGUAGAAUAUUAAUAGCGCACGCAAUCUGAGGAAAGCUGUGUCUUUUUAAAUACCAUGUUGUCUCUUCUCUAAAGAGCCGGUUUAGCCUUGGGGAGAAACUCUUUUUUACACACACAACAAAGUUUCAUCACACUGGGCAGACUUCCUAAAGGUGAUGGAAUCUUUAAAAUUUACAGCUUGACUCACAUAAAUGUUUAAAACCCUGUUGGAUGAAAUGGUGGUGUUGCAGAGAAAAUUUGAAGAGGCCUUUACGGUGUUCUUCAUAAACCUCAGAGAGUAGUUAGUUUAAGAGGUGGUGGCGCAAAUAAUCAAUGCCAAAAGGCAUUUGCAUAUUGUAUUUACAUUUGUUUGUAGUACAAAACAAUUCUGCUUAAUAUAGCUGUCUUUGUGGAAGGAACCAGUCUUGAUACCUUCAUUUACUGGACACUUCUGAAUUACCUUUGGUUUCACAGAGAGAAAUAACAGUUUCACAUAUGUAGUGUUGCGUACAUUUAUUGGUUCCCUCUAUAUUUGUAUGUGCUGUUGAAUAAUAAUUGAAAAGGGGACCUUUUGAAGUAUUUUUGGAAAAGCGGGACAGUUUUCCAGCUUGAUGAAGUUUUCAACCCUCAGAGUUUAUCACCCAAGUCAGGCUAUGAUCCAGUGUUGACGGCGUUUACACUCACACUGACUCAGCACUGGAGUAUCAUGCUGUUGAAAGUGCACCAAAGUAAAACCUUGCAGCUCUUCUUCUGACAGCUUGUUAUAUCAUUUGUCAUACAGAGGUUAAGAUUUCCCAUGUGUUUUUGAAGAUAAGAGACACCUUAUUGAGUCACGCUGUAGUGGAGGACUCCUCCGAUGCCCUUGCUGCAUUCUAAAUGCACAGCUGCAUUGAGUGUGAAGGGAGGAGGACCCUCAGCAGCAGGAGGAGGCACAGCUCAGGUCACUGUGGGCUGCUGUUUUAGUGUGACGACAUGAGGUAAUGCUGAGCCCUUGAGGACAGACGGUGAUAUUACAUUGUGUUGACCUCCUUAUUUUGCCCUUCCAGUCUUUUUCCCCUCUUUUACUUUUAACACACAGGCCAUCUGUUUCCAUUUGUGUUCAGAAAUCAGCAUUGUACUGAUCCAGCUAGGGCUUAGCGGUGGUUAAAGACAUUAGCACAACAUGAACCAGUCUGUUUUCUGUGACAGAACAAAUCAUGGUAUGGCAAAUACAAUCAGUAUUACAGUUAAAAUUAGCAAGAAAAAAUGUUCAGAGGGAUUUGUUACACUUCACAUAAUACAAAGAAAUCUACUUGAAAAGAUCUCCAGGAAAUUUUAAUUACAUCUCGCUCUUAAUCCUAAUGAACCACUGGAAACCCACCAUAGCCUUCUAACCAGCCCAUUUAGGGUCAUCAACCCUUCAGCAAACCUAUAAAAAAUAGAAAUUAGUGACAAAUUUCAUCACAUCUCAAAGAUAUCCAAGGUUAGGGUUAAAACCGGAUGAGAUUUACUGAGAAGUUUAUUGCAAAAUCGUGUAUUUAAUUAGGCAAAGCAGUUAUGAAAACAGUCAUACCUAGCUAUUUGGCAAACAACAUCAACCAUGAGUGAUAUUUGUAAAAUGUUAACAUGCCUGGGUUGGCUGUUGGUUGAUAAGAGGUGUUUUUCAGCUGUAAAUGAUCCAUAUUUUGUGAUUGCUGAGGGUGUUGAGACCACCAAUGACAUUUGCUAACACCUUCAGAAAUAGCAUCUAGCACAGGGGAUAGGGGUCUUAGCUCUUGGAUGUGUGACGUUUUUAUUCACUGUUAUUUUUGUAUCACUCAUGUUCUCUCUCUCUUUAACUCAUCUACAGGGAUCCAAACAAGCCGGUUCCACAGGACACAAAGUUCAUCCACACCAAGGCAAACCGCUUUGAGGAGGUGGCCUGGUCCAAGUAUGAUCCAUACGACCAGCUGUACCUUCACAUUGGCCUCAAGCCUCGUAUCCGUGACCACUACCGUGCCACCAAGGUGGCCUUCUGGAAACACCUGGUACCUCAUCUUUACAACCUCCAUGACAUGUUCCAUUACUCCUCCACCACCACGAAGGUCACCCCUCUGGAUCCCACCCAGUCCAACGGGAAGAGAUCCGGCAGCACUGGUCGACCUCCGGUAUCCUCUGGCCACAGUGAGGGUGAGGGUGGGAGAGAGAUGGGACCACUGAUCAUGCCGAACCCGAGAGAUUACUCAACAGAGCUCAGCGUCACCAUAGCUGUAGGGGCAUCAUUGCUCUUCCUGAAUGUCCUGGCUUUUGCCGCACUCUACUACCGAAAGGACAAGCGCAGUCGUCAGGACACAUCCCAGCAGCCCAGUCCCCAGCGUGACAGCAAGGGCAACAACGUGAGCCACACCAACACCAUAGACGAGACCUUGUCAUCCCAGCAGCGGAACCAGUGCGAGGCCCUCCACAAUCCUCUACAUGUCUCACCCAGCUUGGACUACUCAGCUCUCAGCCAGCGUCGCUCCCCUGACGACAUCCCUCUGAUGACCCCCAACAACAUCACCAUGAUCCCCAACUCCCUGAUGGGCCUGUCCAACAUGAGUCCGUACAGCACCUUCCCCGCUGGUUACAGCUCUGCAGGCCUGCCCAGCACCCACUCUACCACACGGGUAUAG